This is a messenger RNA of Morus notabilis, 2533 nucleotides long. RefSeq names its product G-type lectin S-receptor-like serine/threonine-protein kinase At1g61490. The transcript is spliced from 7 exons. Gene Ontology annotation, molecular function: ATP binding; protein serine/threonine kinase activity. The coding region runs from base 1 to 2493 and encodes 830 amino acids. NCBI's taxonomy places the organism in Eukaryota, Viridiplantae, Streptophyta, Magnoliopsida, Rosales, Moraceae. Gene Ontology annotation, biological process: recognition of pollen; protein phosphorylation. The record is from RefSeq and is a predicted model, not a curated record.
AUGGGUGGAGAAUUGAGAGAUUGCAGCCUGUUACUUGUUCCUUUUUUUCUAUUACUUUGCCUGUUUUCAUCCCAUCAUUGCUUUGCAAUUUACAACAUUACUCAGUCUCAGGCAUUGUCUGAAGGAAAAACUCUCAUCUCCCCGGCCCGCAUUUUCGAGUUAGGCUUCUUCAGUCCCAACACUUCGGAAAAUAAUCGGUAUGUGGGAAUUUGGUACAUAGGAAUUUCUCCGAAAACACUUGUAUGGGUCGCCAACAGAGAGAAUCCACUUAGAAGUACAAAGUUUCCAGCAAGUUUAAAGAUCAGCAACAAUGGAAAUCUAGAGCUUGAAGAUGGAAACAACAGUUCUGUCUGGUCAACCAAUGUUCACGUGCCGUCGCAUAGUUCAAUUGUGGUUCUUUCGGACGAUGGAAACUUGAUUCUCAAAGAUGGGAUUUCAGGAGAGAAUUUAUGGCAGAGUUUCGAUCAUCCCUGCGACACGUUCUUACCAGGAAUGAUACUAGGUUUCAAUGCCAAAACAGGACAGAGCUCUGUCCUAACUUCUUGGAAGAGUGACACCGAUCCAUCGCUUGGGAAUUUCACCGUCGGGAUUUCGUCAAAGUCGAGGCCAGUACAAGUUUUUCUUUGGAGCGGAUCAACUCCUCGCUGCAGAACUGGCCCAUGGAAUAGAUUGAAGUUCAAUGGCGUGCCGGAAAUGAAUGUGUCAUACCGAAGCCCAAUGACUGUCGUGGAAGACGCAUCGCAGAAAGUAUCGUACAUCUCUUUUAACUCAUACACCAGCUCCUUCCUCUCAAGGGCUUUCAUUUCAUCCGAAGGUGUUUUCAAGUUUAUGAUAAGUGUUAAAGGCGAUGGUAAGUGGUAUACCAAAUGGCAGUCAACAGAUAAUCCCUGUAAUAGAUAUGGCGUUUGUGGACCUAAUGGGAUAUGUAAGGCGUCUCAGUAUCCGAUUUGUAGGUGUCUGAAAGGCUUCGUGCCGAGAGCAUAUCAAGAGUGGAGCAAAGGAAAUUGGACGCAAGGAUGCGCGAGGAAAACCAAACUAUUUUGCGAGAAAAACACUAGCACCCCACCUUCGCGGGGAGGAAAAAGAGAUGGUUUUCAAAAGUUUGGUAGUAUGAAACUUCCUGAUUUUUAUGAAUAUCUGUUCCUCGCGACGAGCUCGGAUAUUUGCCGUACAAAGUGUGUGGAUAAUUGUUCUUGCAUAGCUUAUGCGUAUGUAAAUGAUAUAGGAUGUUUGGUCUGGUCGAAAGAUCUUGUUGAUGAUCAGGAGUUUUCCUCAGGCGGAGAAGAUUUUUUUCUUCGUCUUCCGCACGCAGAACUAGUUGGAGGACACAAAACGAAGAAGAUUAUCAUCAGCCUUGCAACUCUUCUUUCUAUUGUGACAUUCGGUGCCAUACUGAUACUAUUGAUUGUUUUGCACAGGUGGAGAACUAACCAAACAAUAAGAGACAGCUCAAGAUCCACACUAAAAUAUUCAGAUCAGACUGAUGCAUCCGAGUUUCCUCUUUUCGACUUCAAUAGCAUUUUAGUUGCUACUGAUAACUUCAACAUAGAAAACAAACUUGGGGAAGGAGGAUUUGGCUCUGUGUACAAGGGUAUACUGCAAGAUGGGACAGAAAUAGCGGUGAAAAGACUCUCUAGUAACUCAGGACAAGGCAUGGAAGAGUUUAAGAAUGAGAUACUAUUGAUCUCCAAACUUCAACAUAGAAAUCUUGUUAGGCUGAUUGGAUGCUGCAUUGAGAAAGAAGAGAAAUUGCUAAUAUAUGAGUUCAUGCCUAACAAAAGCUUGGAUCAAUUUGUCUUCGAUGGAAGAAGAAAAGCACAACUUGAUUGGCCUACUCGUUUCAACAUUAUAAGCGGUGUUGCUAGAGGUCUUGUGUAUCUCCACCAUGAUUCCCGUUUAAGAGUAAUACAUAGGGAUUUGAAAGUCAGCAAUAUUCUCUUGGAUGCGGAGAUGAACCCCAAAAUAUCAGACUUUGGGUUGGCCCGUAUUUUCCAUGGGACAAAAGAUCUUGCAAAUACUCGUAGGAUCGUCGGAACUCUAGGUUAUAUGUCUCCAGAGUAUGCGUUACGUGGGAUUUUUUGUGAACGAUCAGAUGUCUUUAGCUUUGGUGUGUUGAUAUUAGAGAUAGUCUGCGGUAGAAAGAACACCAGCUUCAAUUUUGAUGACCAACACCAAAGUCUUAUUGCUUAUGCAUGGAAUUUGUGGAGUGAAGGCAGAGAACUAGAAAUGAUGGAUACAGCAUUGGAAGAGUCAUAUUCGUCAUCAGAAGCAAUGAGAUGCAUACAUGUUGGGCUUCUCUGCGUCCAAGAUCAUGCUGUUGAUAGGCCGACCAUGCCUGAUGUCGUUUUCAUGCUAAGCAAGGAAACAGAUCUACUCCAGCCCAAACAACCUCUUUUCACUUUCCAAGGGUCGUUCUUAUGUGAGCUUCAAGAACAAAACCACAGUAAAUGUUCGGCAAAUGAAGCCACAACAUCGAUCGUUGAAGGUCGAUAAGUUUUGAUUAGUGCUAAUUUGAGUGGUGACAUAGAGCACA